Molecule: messenger RNA, 3531 nt
Organism: Argiope bruennichi
Lineage: Eukaryota; Metazoa; Arthropoda; Arachnida; Araneae; Araneidae
Exons: 4
Coding region: 1-3531 (1176 amino acids)
Biological process (GO): DNA integration
Molecular function (GO): nucleic acid binding
Source: RefSeq, a predicted model, not a curated record
AUGGAAACUGUUUUGAAAGAUAGGAAGCAACUGAGAAGACUGUUUACUAUAGCAUGCAAUUCCUUUGACAAGGCAGAAAAUCAACUGAGUUGUGCCGAUAAAAUCAAUAAAUUAAAGCUAAUUGAGGAGAAAGCUUUAUUAAUGAUGGCAUGUGAAGAAAAAUUUAAACAGUUGUUGUAUUCCGAGGAGACUUCCGAUACUGAAAUCGAGAGAGAAGUAGAUGAGUCGGAAACUUACAUUGAUCGCUGGAGAUCUUUAAAACAAAAAAAAAUGAAUCCGACAUCUGAGUCUAAAGACAAAGAAUCGCUCGAAGUUGAUAAGAGAACUGAUAGUAGUUCUGAAAUGGAUCAAGCUCUUUCCAACUUGUCUACCAAUCCAAACGUAGUCCUGCAGACAUUCAAAGUUGUAAUUAGAGGCAACGGGAAAAAACGUGUAGCAAGAGCUAUUAUCGAUACUGGUUCACAGCGGUCAUAUUUACUACGAGCUACAGCUGAAGAAAUGAGCUAUGAGCCUACCAGCUGUGAAUAUUUGCAGCACUCCCUAUUUGGUGGCAAGCAUACUGGGGAGUUAGCUGCUUAUAAUGUAAAUAUUGUGGAUAAUUGUGAAGAUCCUAUUGAAAUCCUUAUCGGAGCUGAUGUAGCUGGGAAGCUCAUGACAGGAGGUUAUCGUGAAAUGUCUUGUGGACUCGUAGCGAUUGAAACAAAACUUGGGUGGUCUGUAAUGGGACGAAUAACUGAUACUGCGAGAAGUGAAUGUUCAUCUUUAUUAGUUCAGUCCAUGUUAUCUACAGCAGAGACAAUAACAGACUUAUGGUCCUUGGAUACUCUUGGCAUAACUGACCCAUCUGUGAAGAAAAGCCAGAUCGAGUUACAAGAAGCUGCUCGAAUGCAUUUUCUAAAUACAGUUCAUUUGGUAGAUGAUCGUUUUGAAGUAGAUUUGCCUUGGUUGGAAGAUCAUCCACCACUCCCAGAUUAUUUUGAUUUAGCAAAGGGAAGACUGAACAAGACUGUUAAACGUCUUAAAACCGAGUCUAAUUAUGAAGCUUAUGAGAAUGUUUUUAGGGAAUGGCUUGAGGAGGGAGUAAUUGAGGAAGUUGCCAAAAAUGAUCAGGCUUCAGUACAUUAUCUGCCCCAUCGAGCAGUUAUCAAGGAGAAUAGCACCACAAAAAUCCGGCCUGUCUUUGACGCUUCGGCCAAGGCAAAGGGAUUUCCUAGUCUUAAUGAUUGUCUUGAGAAGGGGCCGAAUCUAAUAGAGCAGAUUCCGAGUAUUUUAACCCGAUUUCGAAAAGAGAAGAUCGGUGUUAUUGCUGACAUCCGAAAAGCCUUUCUACAAAUAGGUGUUUCACCCACGGAUAGAGAUUACUUGAGAUUUUUGUGGAUUGGUAAUGAUGGUCAGCUGAAAGAGUACAGACAUUGCCGUGUAGUUUUUGGUGUAUCGAGUAGCCCUUUUCUUCUAAAUUCUACUAUUCAGCUUCAUUUACAAACUGUUUUGGAAAAAACAGGAACUGGAGAAUCUUCGUAUCCAAAAGAUGUCAUUCAAAAACUUGCGCAUAGUUUUUAUGUCGACAAUUGUGUUAGUUGCGUUAAAAAUGAAAAAGAACUACAUCGUUUUAUUAACGUUUCGACUGAGGUAGUGGCCGAGAAAAAAUUCGAGCUUAGAGGGUGGGAGUUCAGUGAUGUCCAUGCUGAUACUUCUGCCGAUACAAAUGUGCUCGGCCUGACUUGUGAUUCAGUUAAAGUACAACUUAUACAAGCCAGGAGUAGAGUUUCACCAACAGGAAAGGAAGGGAUUACUAUCUCUAGACUUGAGUUACUUGCAGCUACUGUCUCAGCAAGACUUUCAACUUCUAUUUUGUCAGAGAUACAGAGUGAAGAAGUUUACUUCUGGACUGAUUCUUCGACUGUCUUGACAUGGAUUAUGAGAGAAGAAGCCUGGAAUGUCUUUGUCCAGAAUAGAGUGAAGGAAAUUAGAGCGUUAACAAAUAAAAGUUCUUGGAGACAUAUCCCUGGUACCAUGAAUCCUGCUGAUCUCCCGAGUAGAGGUUGUUUAGCUCAAAAUUUAUUGAAAUCUAACUGGUGGUUAGGACCAAGUUGGCUUUACUUGCCUAAAGAGGAUUGGCCAAAAGGAAAUCUAAGCUUAAAUGAAAACGAGAUUGUUCGGGAAAAGAAAAAGACCAUAGCUUCAUCUGUGACAAGAAGUUUGAUUUCUACAAGUUUUGUUCCUAAGGAAGACUGGUAUUACAAAUAUUUUUCGAAAUACCAGAAAAUAGUUCAUCUAAUUGCCUGGAUUCUAAGGUUUACCUUUAAUUGUCGAGCUGAAAAAAUUAAGAAAAGACAUGGAGACCUUGAUUUUGAUGAAAUUUUUGAAGCCGAGAAGUUAUUAAUCAAAAUGGUUCAAGAGGAUUGCUUUGUAGACGAGAGAGAUAAUAAAUUAAAAACUUUAGGAGUAUUUAAGGAUCAGAGUGGAAUCCUCAGACUAAAAACGAAACUUACCUUUCAACAGGAUUCAGAAGAGUUUAAAACUCCAGCUAUUCUUCCGUCCGAUCAUGAGGUGGUCAAGAGAUUAAUACGAUAUUAUCACGAGAAAAAUGCACAUGCUGGUACCCAAAUUUUAAUAAAUAUUCUUCGAGAGAGAUUUUGGCUUCUUAAUGCUCGAAAAAUGGUGAGGUCUCUGAUUAAUAAGUGCACCGUAUGUAGAAGAUUUUCUGCAAAAAGCGUGCAAGUUUGCACAGCAACCCCUCCAAACGACAGACUCCGAGAAGCGGCUGUGUUUGAAAUUUGUGGCAUUGAUUUUGCUGGUCCAGUGAUCUUAAAAGGUAACACCAAAUCCUGGAUUUGCUUAUUCACCUGCGCCGUAUACAGGGCAGUGCAUCUAGAAUUGGUUGAGUCCAUGUCUACUGAGAGUUUUUUACUAGCCCUUAGAAGAUUUAUAUCCCGCAGAGGAAGAAGUAAAAUAAUUUACUGUGACAACGGAACUAACUAUGUAGGAGCUUCAAAUGCGCUACGAGAUCUAAACUGGAAGCAGAUUAUUGAUGAUACAUCUAUAUCACCAAUUCAAUGGAAGUUUAAUCCACCAACUGCCUCAUGGUGGGGAGGUUGGUGGGAGAGAUUAAUAGGUAUUCUCAAGAGUUUACUGAGGCGAGUACUAGGAAGAGCUUCUUUAACUUCUGAAGAAAUGAUCACCAUUCUCUGCGACUGUGAAGCAGUGAUCAACUCCUGUCCAUUGACCUAUGUUACUGAAAAUGAUGUUACUUUGAUGCCUUUAAGUCCAUCUCUAUUUCUUCAAAACAUUCAAACAAGUGGUGUUCCUGAUCUUGAUGAUAUUGGACACAGAAGUGUGAAUAAACGAGUCAAAUACAGAGAAAACUUACAAAAGGAUCUGCGAAAAAGAUUUAGAUCCGAAUAUCUAGGUGCACUUAUUCAAAAAUCGGAUAAGACAAGAUCAGUGAAAGUGAAUAUCGGUGAUGUUGUAUUGAUAGGAAGUGACAACACCAAGCGACUGAAUUGGCCAAUUGGCCACUGGGAAAAAUAA